Dermacentor silvarum is the source of this 734-nucleotide messenger RNA. RefSeq lists its product as uncharacterized. The transcript has 6 exons. NCBI's taxonomy places the organism in Eukaryota, Metazoa, Arthropoda, Arachnida, Ixodida, Ixodidae. The record is from RefSeq and is a predicted model, not a curated record. Gene Ontology annotation, biological process: generation of catalytic spliceosome for second transesterification step. Bases 98 to 601 code for a protein of 167 amino acids.
ACGAAUUUGAAGAUGCAGCGGUGCCGGCGGCUCGUCCAGGCGGGGUUUCUGUUGAGCUUCUAGGUUUUACAUUUACCGUCGUCGAGGAUGUCUCGUUAUGGCUGGCCAGAGCCGCCGCAUUUACAACCAGUUUAGGUCCGUGUCAGGCCAAGUCAGCAGUCAAGAACAACGAAGACCACCGCAGCUUGAGGAGGUUCGCUCGUCCACAGAGAUCCGGCUGUGGCUGCCACAGAUUCAGGAGGAGAUUGAAGUCUGCCUCCAGCGAGCUCAGGACCCAGCCCAGUCCACAUACCAAGCGGCGGAUUUCCAACGGCGAGCACGCCAGCUGCAGGACUACUACCGGGCAUGCCGCUGCAGGCUCCAGGAGCUUGACGGGAGUGAGACAACGUCCUCGUCCGACCCCAUUCCGGUCACAGUCACGCACCACGUGUCCACCACUGCUGUGUCAGAGGGCCCCCAGGAGUCACUACAGGAUGACGAGCUGAGCCACUCUUCGCUGGAGGAAGUCUCAAGCGAGAGCAUCUGCGGCCAACUUGUUGCUGCAGCGGCAGUAGCUGUCAGGGGCAGCUUUGAAUCGUGCACCAAGUCUUGCAGUGACUGAACAGCCACAUCUGGACGUGCAAGCCAGACAGUCCAUGAAGAGAAAUAUUUUUGUUGUGUGGCGGAAGCCUACAUCUGGCGUCCAUGAUGAGUGUUCAAUAGUCAAAGACCAGAGUGAAGAAAAUAGGCAGAAC